This is a messenger RNA of Passer domesticus (house sparrow), 1013 nucleotides long. Its product is annotated as olfactory receptor 14J1-like. Bases 1 to 933 code for a protein of 310 amino acids. The record is from RefSeq and is a predicted model, not a curated record. Gene Ontology annotation, biological process: G protein-coupled receptor signaling pathway. Gene Ontology annotation, cellular component: membrane. NCBI's taxonomy places the organism in Eukaryota, Metazoa, Chordata, Aves, Passeriformes, Passeridae. The transcript has a single exon. Gene Ontology annotation, molecular function: G protein-coupled receptor activity; odorant binding; olfactory receptor activity.
AUGCCCAACAGCAGCUCCAUCAGCCACUUCCUCCUGCUGGCAUUGGCAGACACGCGGCAGCUGCAGCUCCUGCACUUCUGCCUCUUGCUGGGCAUCUCCCUGGCUGCCCUCCUGGGCAACGGCCUCAUCAUCAGCGCUGUAGCCUGCGGCCACCACCUGCACACGCCCAUGUUCUUCUUCCUGCUCAACCUGGCCCUCACUGACCUGGGCCUCAUCUAUACCAUUGUCCCCAAAGCCAUGCACAAUUCCCUCUGGGACACCACCACCAUCUCCUACACAGGAUGUGCUGCACAGGUUUUUCUUACUGUAUUUUUCAUUUCAGCAGAGUAUUUCCUCCUGACCAUCAUGUGCUACGACCGCUACGUGUCCAUCUGCAAACCCCUGCACUACGGGACACUCCUGGGCAGCAGAGCUUGUGCCCACAUGGCAGCAGCUGCCUGGGCCAGUGCCUUUCUCAAUUCUCUCAUGCACACAGCCAAUACAUUUUCCCUGCCCCUGUGCCAUGGCAAUGCCCUGGGCCAGUUCUUCUGUGAAAUCCCACAGAUCCUCAAGCUCUCCUGCUCCAAAUCCUAUCUCAGGGAAUUUGGGCUCAUUGCAUUUAGUGCCUGUUUGGUAUGUGGCUGUUUGGCAUUCAUUUUUUUCUCCUACGUGCAGAUCUUCAGGGCUGUGCUGAGGAUCCCCUCUGAGCAGGGACGGCACAAAGCCUUUUCCACCUGCCUCCCUCACCUGGCUGUGGUUUCCCUGUUUGUCAGCGCUGUUAUCUUUGCUCACCUGAAGCCCCUAUCCAUCUCCUCCCCAUCCCUGGAUCUGUCAGUCUCUGUUUUGUACUCUGUGGUGUCUCCAGGCCUGAACCCCCUCAUCUACAGCCUGAGGAACCAGGAGCUCAAGGGUACCCUGAGGAAAAUAAUGACUGUAUCUUUUCAGAAGCAAUAAACUCUUUUUUUUUCUGCUCAGAACUUUCUGAAUGUAAAUCUUUACAGUCUUGGCCUUUUUUUCCUAUUUGUCUCUUUUGU